AUGCUUUCGAAAAACGAGCUUGAUUCAAUACAGAACUUGAAGGAAAUUUCUGAAAAUCAUGAGUAUUUUGGAUUCAUUAGAAAAGAAGAAGAGAUCUUGUGCAAUGUAUCGGAAAGCAUGAAGACGUUUAGAAGAGAGAAAAGGCUUGUAACAAAUAUAGAGGAUAUUAAAAGGAAACAAAAUGAACGAUCGAAAAUAAGAAUCAGAACGAACGUCGAGACAUCUACUAACAUUUGUAAAGUAAACCAUAAAAGUGAAGAGCAGACCUCAAAACAUUAUAUAUAUAGACCUGUUGACAAUAUUCCGAUCCUCCCUCCGAUGGAGAGCUGCAAACGGAUGAAAAUCCAUGGAAUCCCACUUUCUGACAUAAAAUGUAAGUGCGUUCAAGUUUCUAGGGGAAAAGAAGAAAAAUCAACAAGCAUCCAUUUAUGAGAAAGAUGCAAAUCCCCCACUUGCAUCAGGCUUAAAAGGAAUAGUGAAAGCAAACAUUCACAAUUCCUCCCCAGGCUUCCUAUGAAUUUGUCAAUUUUUUCGAAUUUGAUGCUGAACUCUAAAUUUAAGAAAAGUAUCAACACCUUGGAAGACUCUCUUACAAACGUUAUAUCUCCAGUAAGGUCAAUGAGUCCAGAAGUAAAAAGAGAAUCCACUGCAAGUGUGCACAAAUAUAAAAAAAUGAGAACAAGAUUUUUUGAUGAAAGCUCUAAAGGAAGGAGAAAAGAAAUUAAGGAUGCAUUGAGCAAAAGCUCGGAAAAUAAGUCUUUUGCAGAUUACGUGAAAAGCAAGAUUUGUAUAAAUGAUCAAGCUAAUAAAAGUUCGCUUAAAUAA
Molecule: messenger RNA, 825 nt
Organism: Blepharisma stoltei
Lineage: Eukaryota; Ciliophora; Heterotrichea; Heterotrichida; Blepharismidae
Source: the annotation of a GenBank genome assembly